Molecule: messenger RNA, 681 nt
Organism: Moneuplotes crassus
Lineage: Eukaryota; Ciliophora; Spirotrichea; Euplotida; Euplotidae
Source: the annotation of a GenBank genome assembly
AUGGGUAGAAGACCAGCUAGGUGCUACAGAUACAUCAAAAACAAGCCUUAUCCAAAGAGUAGGUUCAACAGAGGAGUCCCAGACCCCAAGCUCAGAAUCUACGACUGUGGUAAUAAGAAGGCUCAGGCCAACGAAUUCCCAUCAUGCGUCCACUUGGUCUCAUGGGAGAAAGAACAAGUUGGCUCUGAAGCUCUCGAAGCUGCCAGAAUUGCUGCCAACAAGUACAUGGUCAACACUGUCGGUAAAGAUAACUUCCACAUGAAAAUGAGAGUCCACCCAUGGCACGUAACCAGAAUUAAUAAAAUGCUUUCAUGCGCUGGAGCCGAUAGACUUCAGACCGGUAUGAGAGGAGCCUAUGGUAAAGCCAACGGCAAAGUAGCCAGAGUUCACAUCGGCUCCAUCUUGAUGUCUAUCAGAUGCAAAACUUCAAAUGUCAAGGCUGCCACUGAAGCUUUGAGAAGAGCCAAAUUCAAGUACCCCGGAAGACAGAAAAUCUUCGUCUCUUACAAAUACGGAUUCACUAAAUACACCAAGAAGCAGAUCAAGGAGUUCGGUGAAGAAGGCAGACUGAUCCCAGAUGGAACUUUCUACAGAGUAAUCGGAACCAAGGGGCCUCUUGACAGACUCAAGCUGUUCAAGGACCUAAAGCAGCUCGAGAGAGAGCAACAAGCUGAUGAGUAA